This is a messenger RNA of Asparagus officinalis (garden asparagus), 2258 nucleotides long. Its product is annotated as probable cytochrome P450 313a4. NCBI's taxonomy places the organism in Eukaryota, Viridiplantae, Streptophyta, Magnoliopsida, Asparagales, Asparagaceae. The record is from RefSeq and is a predicted model, not a curated record. Gene Ontology annotation, molecular function: heme binding; monooxygenase activity; oxidoreductase activity, acting on paired donors, with incorporation or reduction of molecular oxygen. The coding region runs from base 100 to 1794 and encodes 564 amino acids. The transcript is spliced from 7 exons.
CGGUACCGGUCCCUCAUCCAUCUUCUAAUUUCUGGAUAAAUAUCCCGCCGCCUCGACGAGGGCUUCACCGCCAAAGGUAGGUCGAUCGAUGCGAAAGCAAUGGAAGCUUGCGAUAUCAGGGCUCCGUACACUCUCGUAGGGUUUCUCCUCGCCGGAGACAAGACGAUCUCGUCCUCGUCCGGCGCCUGCUUCUCGUUGAGGGACUAUUUCUCGAGGGCGAUCAACUUUUUCCUGUGGAUCUCUCUCGUUUCGAUCUCGUUUCUUUUGUCGCGGAAGCUCGCGAGGCUGCUGAGGCUGUGGACUAUAGGGAGCAGGAUCCCGGGCCCACCUUCGCCGUCCUUUUUUUCCGGUCACGCUAAGCUCCUCGGAGCUCGCGGAUGUGGUCGUGAUCUCACUGGAUACUUAUCCAGGUUGCAUGAGAAUUAUGGACCCAUUGUAAGACUUUGGCUGGGUCCAACUCAGCUUCUUGUGUCGGUGAAGGAUGUUGCAGUUAUUAAGGAGAUACUCAUAAAGGCUAAGGAUAAAUAUCCAUUAACAGGGAGAGAAUUCCGUUUGGCUUUUGGUAGAUCAAAUAUCUUUGUCUCCUCUUUUGAAAAGGUACAAGAGGGAAGGAAUUAUUUAACAACAUUUAUGAAUGAAAGGCUACUUGAAAGAGUGAACACAGUUCCUUUGAAGGUUGUCGAGUGCGUCCUAGGAAGAGUCGAAUCUGCUAUGUCUAAGGGUAUUCUUGAUUGCAGAUCACUCUCUCAACAUGUAUCAUUUUACAUCCUUGGAGCCGCACUUUUUGAAGAGGCAUUUUUUAAUUGGUCUGAUGCAACUCUGUAUGAAGAGCUUCUUUUAAUGAUAUCUAAAGAUGCUUGUUAUUGGGCCUCUUAUAAAAUUCCUCCUUUCUGGAGAAGAAAAUAUUGGACAUACCAGUUUCUGUGCACAAAGUUAAGGUGCUUAACCCAAGAUAUUAUCCAGCAAUGUAGAUAUAAUAGUACUAUAACCCAAAUAAGUCAAAGCAGCUAUGAGGAGGUGAAAAGUAUUGGAAAGCUGAGUGGGAAUGGUGGGGCCACCUUAUUUGGUAAUUUAUUAUCUGGUAACAGUUCACUCAAUGAAGGGGGAAAGGGGCAUCUUGUCUCGACUGGAGAACCUUUUGGAGAUAUCUUAGGUAUGAUGUUCCACGGAUGUUCGACCAUCACUAACUUGCUUUGCAGCAUUCUGACUAGGCUUGUAUUGCAUCCAGAAUUGCAAUUGAAGAUAUUCUCGGAGAUCAAAGAAGUGCAACAAAGAACAUGCAACCAAGAUUCAUAUGAUGUUCAAAAGAUGCCUUUAUUAUUGGCCACUGUAUAUGAAUCAGCUCGUCUUUUACCACCUGGCCGCUUGCUGCAGAGAUGCUCACUGAACCAUGAUUUGCAUCUCAAAUGGAAUAUAACUGUUCCAGCAGGAGCAAUUCUGGUUGUUCCUUUAGAGCUGGUGCAGAUGGACAGCUCAAUUUGGGGUGAGGAUGCCGGCCAUUUUAACCCACAUCGCUUUGUUGUGGAUUCCAUUGACCAAGAGGGGAGGUCUCAGGAAGAUGGGAUCUUGGAGCCAUACAAAAAUGCAGCAUAUCUUCCUUUUGGCUCUGGUUCACGAGCCUGUCUUGGCAAGGAAUUUUCAGUUCUGGGAAUUUCAACAUUUUUUGCAUCGCUACUGCUCAAUUAUGAGGUGACACUUGUGCCAGGUUCUGAGAAUGAUCUAAACUCCACUGUGAAUGAUCGUUUUCAACCUGUUCCGAGCCCAAAAAUAACGUUUAUGAAAAGAAAUAGCUGACAAAAGCAAAGGAUUGGAAACAGAAAUGGAAGUGUUUUUUCUUUUACCAGCAGACCUUCCACCUUCUGUUAGGUUGCUAAUGUAAUGAAGCCCUAUAAUUAGGUUGGAUCGUUUUCCCUCCAGGUUUUUGACAGCAGGUGAGUGCUUUCUAUUGUUUUUUUUAAUUAUUUUGGAAGCACUUGAUAGCUGUUAUCUCAGAAGAGAGGAGUCUGUAUGCAUGUAAUUAUUACUUACCGUGUCUCGUUGUACUUUUCUUUUUCCUCCGAAGGAGUAUGGCGUAACCUUGUGUUUAUGUAUCAAACAGAUGAAUCCUUUACCAAUAUUAAGGUGUUGUUUAUGUACCAAACAGAUGAAUCCUUCACCAAUAUUAAGGUUACCAAUAUUAAGGUGUUGUUUAUGAACCAAACAGACGAAUCAUUUACCAAUAUUAGGGUGUUGUUUAUGUACCAUACGGAUAUGAAAAU